AUGAAAUCAUCAACCCGUCUCAGAGAUUCCAGACUUUUCCCAAGACAUUUUCAUUGGAUUAUAUUUAUACUGACAGUAAUAUUUAGAAUUCGUUAUGUUAUAAACAAAGACAAUUGGUGGAUUCUACAUCCAGAUGAGAUUUACCAAACACUAGAAGUUGCUCACUCAGAACUGUAUGGAUUUGGAUUUCGACCUUACGAAUACCUCCAACCACCAGAUUUGAAUGACCCGAACAUUACCAUUGCCAGAAAACACGAAUACCAUCUCGGGAUGUACAGUCUGAGGUCUUUCAUUAUUCCAAAGAUUUAUACAUAUGUUGGGUACUGCUUUCUGUAUUUUGGAUACAGUGGAAGUUUAUUCGUGAUGUGGAAAGUGUUUCACACUGCUGUAUCGUCACUGUUGAUUUUAUCAGUUUAUAAGUUCACCACGUGUAUGUAUGGAUGCCAUGAUACUGGAGUUCUCUCAGCUUUUAUGUGUGCAUGUUCUAUUCACUUGAAUAUCAUGUCAACACAUACUUUAAUCAACAGCUUUCUGUCCCCGUUCGUGUACUUAAUACUAGCCGAUGUCCUCGAACGAUCUUCUUCCGGAAUGGUAACAACAACCAAACAUAACAAUGAGAACAACUCAGCCAAUAACAACAACGAGUAUUAUAGUCGAUUUAUUAUCGCUAUUUUCCUUGGCAUAAGGGAUGAUUAUGUUAGUUAUGGUUCAGUUAUUUUAUCACCAUGGCAAUGGAUUAAAUUCAACGUUGGUGGGAAUUUAUCAUCAAAAUUGUUUGGAGUCGAACCAACUUUGUUUUAUGUACGGAUAUUGUUGUUAGAUGAUUGGAUCAACUUCCUACUUCUGACUUUAAGCAGCUCCCUUUUUCUGCUGUUUGCAGUUUAUACCGUCCUUAUUCGUCAUAGAGAUUCAAGUCCAAUAGUAAUGUUGGAAGUCAAAUUGACUAAGCAAUUAAUGUUAAUAGUAUUUUGUUUGUUGUGUUUGUACUCGUCAAAAGGACACAAAGAAAUUAGGUUUGUUCACGACGUAAUUCCGUUGAUACUUAUUUUAUACAGUAGAAUUAUUUUGGUAGUUUGUGAACUAGGAGUUAAACUGUGCAAAAGUAAGCAGUGUCUGUAUAUGAUUCUAAUAUUAACUGCAGCUAUCCAAUGGAAGACAUUUAUUUCUCUUGAUAAAUACAAAAUAUCAAAAUGGAGUUACAGAGGAAUUGAUAAUUCAAAUCACGUGAAUAAAUGCCUUGAUUUCAUUAGUCGACAGCAAAACGUCACAGGUGUAUUUCUAGACGCCGAUUUUCAUAUGUCUGGGGGCUUUUCAAUCCUUCGGCACAAUGUUUCAGUCCUAGCACUUAAUCAAAAAGAAUAUUUCAAGUUCGAAGAAGACGCACGGAUAACCGUGAAAUCAAAUUUCAUCAGCAAUGGCACACAUUCAAUAUUUACUUUAAGUCGUGUUUCCGAUUUUAUAUCAACAAGCAACCAACGAUAUCUUUGGAAAAGUAUCAUAGAAGAUUCAAGUAUCAAUUAUCUUAUUGUUACAGGUAGAAGACUCUUAAAAAAUUCCGCAUUCGUUGAAAUAUAUACAUCUGGGGAUUUUAAAUUACUCAAAAGAACUUUCGAUUCUAUGGAGGAGCUAGCCGUUUAUUCAAUGUCAAAUGCCACAUCAUCGGUUGACAACUCAGAUAUACUAAAUAUGGAGGCAGACUGGCUUAUAUAUUAUGGAUCAUAUGUGACAGCAAAGGAGAGGCUGACAUACAUUUUGAAAAUCGAUGAACGAAAUCUGAAGUCACACCAGCUAUUGAUACAAUUAUAUCAUAUUAAAAGUGACAAUAAAGCAGCACGCGCUUCUUUACAGAAAUGCAGGAAAUAUCAUGAUAGGAAAACAUGUCUUCUGACCCCAAACCAUUUCAAUAUGAAAUAA
Molecule: messenger RNA, 1914 nt
Organism: Mytilus trossulus (common blue mussel)
Lineage: Eukaryota; Metazoa; Mollusca; Bivalvia; Mytilida; Mytilidae
Exons: 4
Coding region: 1-1914 (637 amino acids)
Cellular component (GO): endoplasmic reticulum membrane
Molecular function (GO): mannosyltransferase activity
Source: RefSeq, a predicted model, not a curated record